CAUAUCCAAAAUGGCUACCGCCGUUCCAGUUGAUUCGGGAUUGACUGCUCCGACAGGGUCCAGUGCGUCUCGGAAAAUGGCAUCUCCAGAGAUGCCUGGAUCCAGUCAGAGUAUGAAGAAGACCAUUGGACACAGAGGAGUUGAGGCGAACACUGGAGAGACCACCUAUAAGAAGACCACGUCGUCAGCCCUGAAAGGAGCAAUUCAGCUGGGCAUCACUCACACUGUGGGCAGCCUGAGUCAGAAGGCUGAGAGGGAUGUUCUCAUGCAGGACUUUGUGGUGGUCGAGAGCAUCUUCUUCCCCAGUGAAGGCAGUAACCUGACCCCUGCCCACCACUACAGUGAUUUCAGGUUUAAGACCUACGCCCCCAUCGCCUUCCGCUACUUCAGAGAACUCUUUGGCAUCCGGCCAGACGACUACCUGUAUUCUCUGUGUAACGAUGGCCUGAUAGAGCUGUCUAACUCCGGGGCCAGCGGCUCUCUCUUCUACGUGUCCAGUGAUGAUGAGUUCAUUAUCAAGACGGUGCAGCACAAAGAGGCUGAGUUUCUCCAGAAGCUACUACCAGGAUACUUCAUGAACCUGAAUCAGAACAAACGGACCCUGCUCCCUAAGUUCUACGGUCUGUACUGCAUCCAGGCGGGAGGGAAGAACAUCCGCCUGGUGGUGAUGAACAACCUGCUGCCCCGCGUGGUCCACAUGCACCAUAAGUACGACAUGAAGGGUUCCACCUAUAAGAGACGGGCCUCAGCCAAGGAGAGGGACAAGACUUUUCCCACCUUUAAAGACCUGGACUUCAUCCAGGACCUGCCUGAUGGACUGCUGCUGGAGACGGACAACUACAACGCCCUUAGCAAGACCAUCCAGAGAGACUGCCUGCUCCUGCAGAGUUUUAAAAUCAUGGACUACAGUCUACUGGUGGGGAUCCAUAACCUGGAGCAGGCUAAUAGAGAGAGGGAGAGAGGUGGGGGACAGAUGGGGGACAGUGGGGGGUCAGAGGGGGCAGUGACCCCAGACCAGCGCCGACCCCAGGCCCAGAAAAGUCUAUACUGCACAGCCAUGGAGUCUAUACAGGGAGAGGCCCGCGGGAAGGGAGCCCUGGAGUCUGAGGACCAUAUGGGCGGGAUCCCAGCCAGGAACUCUAAAGGAGAGAGGUUGCUGGUCUUUAUCGGCAUCAUCGACAUUCUGCAGUCCUACAGGUUUAUCAAGAAGUUGGAACACUCGUGGAAGGCCCUAGUCCAUGAUGGGGAUACAGUGUCGGUGCACAGACCAGGCUUCUACGCUGAGCGCUUCCAACAAUUCAUGUGUAACACAGUGUUCAAGAAGAUCCCAUUGAAGCUCUCCCCAUCCAAGAAGUCUCGUGGUGGGGGUCCGGGGGGUCUGAGGAGAGCUCCUACCCUGGGAGGCCCCACCCCCCUCUCCCACGCUGCUGGACAGUCUGUAGUGGACUCCCGGCUCGUCUACCAAUCCCACUUCAACAGGGCUGACGCAGAGGGAGACAGCGGCAUGCAGUCGGGCAGGCCAGACCUGGUGCCAAGGACCCCUCCCCUGGCGGGAGGGUCAGGGGAUGCAGAGGCCAACUUUUCCACGUCCUCAUUAGGAAGCACAGGACUCACCUCCUCCUCUCCUCCGCUACAGUCAGUAGGGGUUGAGGUGCAUAGAGCAGUAACAAGCACAGACCAAGACCACGGUGUCUCCCACAGUAUGGGUGUGGAAGCGGAAGCGUCAGGUGAUCAGUCAGGUAAUGAAGAUGCCAUCUCACUAUCAGACAUCGUCCCAGAGACUAACAUCUGCUUUGUAAGUCUGGCCCAAUCCUUUUCCUCCUCCUCUUCUUAAGAUCUUCACUGUGGUGUUUCCCAUGGCUCACUGGCCUCCCUCCCUGUGUGUCCCCCACAGUAACAACUGAUCUGGAGUCAUCUGAGGAAAAGGUGAUUCUGGAACCAAGGAGGUGGGUGGAAGAGUGAGAGGGGGAGAGAAGUCUUGCAUCUCCAUCCUCACUCUUUUGAUCCAGCCCUCCUUUUCUGCAGGGGAGGUUUGGAACAUACUUCAGGCUGACUGAACGGGAUGGGGGAGGUUGGGAAGUGAAGAGAGGGAGAGUGUGACUGGUUGCCAGAGAGAGGAACAAAGAGGAAGAGAGGUGUGUGUAUAUAUGUGUGAGGAGGUGGUGGCUGUCUAAAGGCUUGGUCAGCCAGACACACACGGGUAUGCUGCUAGAAACCCUUCUCCAACUAAGUUACAGGAGUCUCUGUGUCACGGAACCCACUUACACUGUCCCACCUAUCACAAAGCCUGAAGGGGAGAGGGAUGUGGGCUUAGACACCCCUGCAUCAACAGUGUGGAGGAGGAACACCGUGCUCUAUAUCACUCUCUGUUCUGUUACUUUGUGCAUUCCUUCUUGUGGACAGUCUAAGUGGGUUUAGUUUUCAGUGACUCUGAGCAUAAUAUCUCAUAUGUUAUCAUUCUACAUCUCUCCACCCCUUCCUCCCUCCACACAGCCCGGAGAUGGGAGGGACACAGGAGAAUCAUCUCUAUAUGUAGUGUUUUUUUUAUUAUGACCACACUUUUACUGCUGUGGACAGAACAUAUGACUUCAUCACACAGACCUUCUAUUCUUUUAGAUUAUGGAUGUAUACAGUAGCUGACUGACUGGAUUUGGGGGCAGGAAUGUACAGGCCAGAGCUAUACUGCCCUACCAAGAAAAAGGCAGUAACUGCUCAUAGCGUGGAACUGAGAAAAAUGCCUUCUAUUUACCUUAGUUUCACAGUUACCUAGUGGAGUUACUGCUAAUAUGACCCCCAUUUUCUCAAACACAAUACGAGGCAGGAUACUUGCCCACGUGAUUAAGUCAUUUUUGCUACAUUAAAUACAUGCUAACUCAUUUUUGACCAAAUGAGCAGUUACUGCCUUUUUUCUUGGUAGGGCAGUAUGGGUAGGCUAUACACCACAGGGGGUUGGUGACACCUUAAUUGGGGAGGACGGGCUCGUGGUAAUGUCUUGAGUGAAAUGGUAUACUGCUAUACACCGUGUUACGGGCUGAUGGGAAGGCUCUGUCUCCAUGGUUAUCCUGGAAUCUUCCCCUCUGAUGAGACCACAUGUGCUAUAUUGAUCUAGGAGUGAGAGACCAUUGCAAGAACAUAGUAAUGGCCGCCACCUCCAUGCCCUUAGAAUAGAGCGGGGUUCCCCAACUGGCGGCCUGCUGAUGCAAUUUUUUUAAUUGGUGGACAUUAAAGGUAAACACCAGCAAAUCAGCUCCAAAUGAUUUCAAUUGAAGAAAUCUGUUCUAAAGUAUUCCUAUGCAAAAUAGAGAUGUGAUUUGUAAGCCAGGUUUGAAAUUGUUUGUCAAAUAUUAUCUGUUUGGGCUUUCUUGCGGUCAAUUUGCAGUCUACAAAUUAUUUGUAAUUAUGUUCCCCUCUGAUGAGACCACAUGUGCUAUAUUGAUCUAGGAGUGAGAGACCAUUGCAAGAACAUAGUAAUGGCCGCCACCUCCAUGCCCUUAGAAUAGAGCGGGGUUCCCCAACUGGCGGCUCUUUUCUUGACCAUCCGCUCAAGAAAAAAAAAAUCCCCCCACGGCUGAAUCUAGUUGAUGAUCCUUCGAAUGGAGGUUCACCAGAGAAGAGACAGAGGAGCAGUAAGAGGACAGGACAGUGACCUGACCACACUAACGCUAGCUGCCUGUCACUUACGGUCUUCCUUUUUAUAUCUGUGCCUUUGUGUCUGUCUGGUGCUAGUCUUGCUGAGCUGUGUGUCUCAUAUUUUAAUGUCCCGUUACACAUACAUUCAAACUCUUGUUUGAGUCUGUUUUUAUAUUCUCACUACCAAUCAAAAGUAUCUUUGAAAGAAAAUUGACCAAUCAACCGGCAGGGUUGAAAGGAAUGAGCCAAUCAAAAUUCAGAGCGAGCGUUUAACGCACACUCUACACAUGCCUUUUUCGGUCUUCGUAUGGCAGUUCAGUUUCAUCACAUUCAUUCACACCCAACCAUUUAGACUGUUUUGUACACAAAGAUUAUAUGUGUUCUUCAAGCAAUGGUAAUUCUACCACUGUCAUUCAAGCACUUUGAUACUUUUAUGUACAAUGACCUGACUUUCAUUAAUAAGCAACAAGGGAUUUCUGCUGGCUACAGAAAUGGCUGCUUCACCCCACUGAGUUUGAGACUCACCACAUUGUGUGAAUGACUUUGUUUACGUCUCUGUAGUACACCUCUUGUACAUUAACGUUUCUAUAAACAUAGGUUUGUUAUUUUUUUCCCAUUUGCUCAGUCAUUGUGUAGGAUACUAACACAAGCGCUGGGUGGCCGCUCGUACUAUUUAUCCUGUUGUAGGAUAUUUCAGACACAGGGAUACAUAUCACUGCCUAGUGGUUAUGCUAGAUCUUGCAUUUCACACCAACACAGUGUGAUUUAAAGGGCCACCAUGGCCUGAUUGUGAGGACACAUUUCUAAGUAGAUGGGAGUGCACAUGUGGUCCAAAGCAGAGGGGAAGAGAUGGACAGACUGACAAACUGGGGGAUAUCAGCCUGUGGUGGAAAUGAUUCAUGUUCAUCGAUGCACCGUGAGACAAUAGGGAAUGUUUAAAGGGAAUGGGGGAGUACAAGAACACAAGAAACUAGAGGCUGGAAGUGGAGCUCUUUCUGAUCAACUGUCAUGACAAAUUGGAAAAGCAAUCAAAAUGGUAUGGACUUGAACAUGGAUGAACUCACUGCAUAUGGAAACUACAUGGAGGAGACCUAUACUUCAGAACUUGAGUUUUGAUGAACUUGAUGUUUUCCUAACAGAUCUGAGUUUAAUGACCCUUCAAACAGAGUUGCAGCGCUCACCGUUUGAGAGGAGCUGUUCUGCAUGAUAACUAUACAUAUUUUAAAGCACACAGGAAGGAAGGGCACAAGAGAGGGUGGUAUUGGUUCCAAAUGAGUUAUUUACACAAAUAACUUACUACAUGGUUUGAUUCAUUUCAAGUUCUUGCUUUCACUACUUUUCCUGGCGAACCCACCCUCUUUGUAAAAAGCUCAUAUGGUAUUCCUGGUUAAUUUGUUUCCAAACAUGGCCCUCAAUUAAAAGUUGUGGUCUUUUGAAUGUUUUGACCUUUGACCCUGAUAACCCUGCUCAGCUUCCCCAUCAUUUCAAAGAGCUCAGUUCAGUCUUGUGCAUUUUGUUUGAGAACAGUUGGCCACCAAAGAAAACACUCCAAGCCCCAUGUUCCCAAGUUUUGAAUCACAUUUUCAAUAGAUGGUAUUGUGUCUUAUUAUAUAUCAAGGGCCUUAGUGUGACAACAGGGUCUGGAUUUGACUCCAUGAACACUGAUCAUGACUUUUAGCGUAUGCUUAACUUUACAAACUAACAUCUGACAGUCAGAACAAUGUUUUAAAGCCUGUGUGCUUCUGUGUAGAUGCUGGAUUAAACGUGUUGCAGUGUCUGGUGACUUGACUUGACCACAACAGACACCUCACCCUUUGGUGCUCAAAGGGCGGUACACUUGCAACACAGACACUACAGAACAUAUGAACUAAUGCAAUAUGAACAAGUCUGCCAUCUUAAAGUUUCAAGAACCGUAUUUAUUGUAUUUGUAUUAUGACCCUGUAGCCUGAAAUGAUUCAUAAGUUGUACAUGUACUGUAGAUGAUUGUACGUAUAAUAAUGUAUUCUGAUAGGAAAUGUCAGAGACUUAGGUAGUGUAUUGCAUAUGGGAGGGGACUAGUUGACAAUUUAACUUUUAUAUUUCAUGUUUGAUUUUGAUAGUGAUAUAUUCUCCAUUGUUCUGGGGCACGGAUGUCCCAUGCUUUUCUACGUUGAAUGUUUCACACAGCCUCCGAGCCAAUGUUGCUGGUUACCGUCUAUGCUUCAAUUACUCUAUUUUUACUCUGCCUGUAUAAAAUGUGUAUAUGUAUAUAGUAGUCACGAAAAUGCCUUCUCAUGCUGCCUGUUCCUUCUACCAUCUUUCAGUGAUGUGAUGUUUUUCAUAUUGGCUCUCUGAUUUUAGAAUAAACUUAUUUUCUAAAUGUU
Messenger RNA from Salvelinus namaycush (lake trout), 5993 nucleotides. RefSeq names its product phosphatidylinositol 4-phosphate 5-kinase type-1 alpha-like. The record is from RefSeq and is a predicted model, not a curated record. The transcript is spliced from 15 exons. Gene Ontology annotation, biological process: phosphatidylinositol metabolic process. Gene Ontology annotation, molecular function: phosphatidylinositol kinase activity. Lineage: Eukaryota; Metazoa; Chordata; Actinopteri; Salmoniformes; Salmonidae. Bases 11 to 1834 code for a protein of 607 amino acids.